AUUUGUUCCUUUUUGUGUCGUCAAAAUUAAACCAAUAUAAAAAAUGGAUUACAACAAUACAAGAAAACGCCAAGCCAAUGAAACCGACCAAUCAGAUAGAGAAAAAAGACUAAAACGCAACGAAGAAGAACAAUGCUCAAUAUGCUUGGAGCAAAUGAACAAAUCGUACAUCGGUUCGCCUAAAAGUUGCGGACACUUUUUUUGUCUUAGCUGCUUAAAAAAAUGGUCUAAAAGGCAAAAUGCUUGUCCACUUUGUAGGACACCUUAUAGGCAAAUUCGUAUGCUGAAUCGACGGACUAAGAAGUUGAUUAGAAGGAUACCAGCUCCAAGAGUUGUCCGAGAAACGGAUGAUUCGGUAGAAAUAUUGUAUUAUUCUUCUUAUUGACU
Molecule: messenger RNA, 387 nt
Organism: Ceutorhynchus assimilis (cabbage seed weevil)
Lineage: Eukaryota; Metazoa; Arthropoda; Insecta; Coleoptera; Curculionidae
Source: the annotation of a GenBank genome assembly